Microplitis mediator is the source of this 958-nucleotide messenger RNA. RefSeq lists its product as uncharacterized. Bases 473 to 958 code for a protein of 161 amino acids. The record is from RefSeq and is a predicted model, not a curated record. The transcript is spliced from 2 exons. Lineage: Eukaryota; Metazoa; Arthropoda; Insecta; Hymenoptera; Braconidae.
GAUUCAUAAUGUGUCAGUGCGAUGCGUUUAGCACGAGUCGCAGGUGCGCAGACACGAGCGAAGCGAGUGCAUACUGCGCACCAGAGACGAAUAUUGCAAUAUGGCGAAACGUUGCGAUAAACAAAAAGUAUUAAUUUAUUUGCCCGCUCCAAUAAUUAUCCUCUGAAAAAUCGUAAUAUUUAUAAAUGAGGAGCUGAUAUAACAACAUAAUACGAAUUUAUCCUUACAACGUAAAAUGAUAAUUUUGAUUUCAACCAUUAAAUGAUUCAUUAAUCGACUUUGUUUUAUCUUAUCUAUAUCAUUUGUAACGACUUCCUUAUAUUUGUUAUUUUUUUUUUCUACGCAGUAACCUUUUAAUGGAUUUAAUCGCUUCCGGUAAAUUUCAUCAUAUUUAUCAUUUAAGCUCCUAUAAAUUUAUCAUUUAGUAACGCCUGCGUUACAGUUUAGUCUAAAGAAAUUCACAAUCGUGACAAUGCAGCUAAAAACAUUUUUUCUGAUCGCCGGAUUCUUGAUUUCAAAAUGCAAUUCGAAAGCUGUCGAAAGACAUUUGACAGAAUCGACAAGUAUUCCUUUUCGUUGGCGUUUGGAAAUGCUCGAAUUGAGUGAUUACAUUAAUUAUGAAGACAACCAUCGUUUCAUUUCUGAUAUGAGCUUAAUAGGAAGUUGGGAACUGAGCCCUCUUAAUGAUUAUGUAAUUCAUGAUGAUUUAACUAUAAAUGUAAAAAUUCCUGAAAACUGGGAAGCUAUUGAUAUAACUUCGAAAGUAAUUUCGAGAAAUAACCAAACGGCUGUAGAAUUUCAAAUCAAGAAACCGCGAGGUGAAUUUACCAUUUUCAGUUACCCUGAAGGGAGUGAUGGAUCUGUUGUUAAAUCAUUCGAAAUCGAUGAUAAGAUACCAAUAGUAUUCCGUAUCUUCGAGGGAAGAAUGUUCAUUGAGUUUUCAAUUCGUCAGAUAUAA